AUGUGCACCAUGCGAACUUUUUACUCUGCAGCCAAUCAAAGCUUCGAACGGCUUCAUGGGAUGCGCCUAGAAACCAGUCCCAGACCUGCAGAACUCUUCUUCCAGUCCCAUUUUGAACAGGGGGCCAACUUUGGCGUCUCCAGGGCAACCGACAGCAUGCCCAGCGCUUGGGGUACAGCAGUCGGAGAAUUGGCUGCACAAGAUCUACUGGGACUGCGUAACCUGCCCCCGGCCAUUGAACAGUUGCCAUACCAACGGGAGGCAGAAGAUGAGCCGGCAGGGGGCCAGAGUGUGUCUAGAUUCGGCCAUUUGCCAGCCAGGGGUAUGUACCUGCCUCAGGGCGGCAGUGGCGAUGCUGGGACUCGAGCAGGAGGCGGUCGCACGGUGGGAGGGGGCCGGUCGAGACCGACACCGUCGGUGGAGAGAAGCACAAAGGCAGGCUGGUGGCCGGAAGAUGCGUCUGCCUCGCAUCUGCCCAGUUGCCGAGUGAGCAGGAUGCUGAAUCGAGCCCAAUCGUGGGGCGGAGGGCUUCGGUCUGCAGGUCUUCUGCCGGGCGAAUUUGACAUGGACAGUUGCGAGGGAGAAGAAGAAGAAGAAGAAGAAGAAGAAGAAGAAGAAGAAGAAGAAGAAGAAGAA
This is a messenger RNA of Protopolystoma xenopodis, 636 nucleotides long. NCBI's taxonomy places the organism in Eukaryota, Metazoa, Platyhelminthes, Monogenea, Polystomatidea, Polystomatidae. The record is from the annotation of a GenBank genome assembly.